AUUUUAAUAGUGAUACCACGGUCUCGACGUCCAUGAGUUAUAUCCCUCCUAUUACACAAUUUAUUUAUUUUAUAGUUGCUUCACAUCAGAAUAAAUUGUUUUUAAUACAUUUAGUCUUAUUGAACUUUGUCGUGAGUGGAAAUAAUGUAAAUCACAUGUGGAACCUGUAGUUAUACCUCCAUAUCAGUGAGUACGAACGAGAACACAGCAGCUCGUUACAUGGAAACUACCACAAUACUUCUCAAAUUAUUUUUCAUUAGAAGAAUCUAACAAAGAUGAAGGCGAUAUUGCUUAUUCUGUCAGUUCUUCCCGCGGUUCUGAAAGCAGCAAAUAUCCUCAUUGUGGCGCCAAUGCCGUUCUACAGCCACACCAACACAUUUAUCCCCGUGUACAAGGAACUGGCUGCCAGGGGGCACAACAUCACAAUGGUGUCUCCCUUCCCUCAAAAACUAGAUGUUCCCAACUGGAGAAAUAUUGCACUUAAUGGAUCUCGUCAGAGUGAGAGAUCCAUUAAAGAGAUGAUCAACACCAAUGCAUACAGAUUUUAUUCAGCCUUGUACAGCUUGUGCAACUAUGUUCUAGAUAUAGCACUUGAUGAUGAAGACCUUCAUAACUUUCUGGACAACGAUAAUACUAAAUACGAUUUAUUGAUCAUGGAACCAUAUUUCUGCCAAGAGCCCUUCAUCACCUUAGGCCACAAAUUUAAUGUUCCAGUUAUUGCUGUUCAUGCAAUGUCCCUCACCCCUUGGUAUUCCUUCCUCACCGGUAACGAAGUAUCACUCCACUUACAGCCAAAUUUGCGUUCACAGUACAAGAAUCGUAUGACCUUUUUCGAAAGACUAGAUAACUUUUUCAUCAACCUAUUCGAAAUGGGCGUAGGUUACUUUCACUAUAUACCACACCAGCAAUACCUGAUGGACAAAUUCUUUAAGUAUCCUGGCUCUGAAAACCGCCCUCCGAUAUUGAAUAUGUUGAGGAAUGUUUCGUUGAUAUUAGCUGACUACCACAUGUCUGUCGGAUAUUCAGAACCUUUGCUUCCAAACACCAUUCCAGUUGGAGGACUCAGCUUGAAAAUCGGCGAUGAACUUCCCAAGGACUUGAAUAAUGUAUUCGAAAACUCCAAGGAUGGUGUUAUAUACUUAAACUUCGGGUCUGUAUUGAAUAGUAGAAACAUGCCAGAAGGAGUAUUCGAAACCGUCCUAGCAGCUAUGGGCAAAAUCGACUACCCAGUCCUCAUGAGGUGGGACGUUGAAGACGUUCCAAAUAAACCUAAAAACGUCAUCUUACGAAAAUGGUACCCGCAACCUGCUAUAUUAGCUCAUCCCAAACUUCGAAUAUUCAUAACACACGCAGGACUGCACAGUCUGACGGAAGCAGUGUACCGAGGAGUCCCGGUUUUGUGCAUUCCCGUAUUUGCUGAUCAGAAAUACGACUCCAGAUUCGCUGAACAAGCAGGGUUAGGGAUCACAAUUUUCUUGGAUGAGCUAACAAACGACAGAAUUAUCAACUCGGUUCUUACAAUCAUACAAGAUCCCAGUUACAAAGAGAAUGCUCUGAUACGUUCUAAAGUCGUCCAAGAUAGGCAAAAUACGGCCAUGGAGAGCGCUAUAUAUUGGAUUGAAUACGUUAUAAGGCAUAAUGGAGCAAAUCACCUAAAACCAGCAAGGAUUGAGUUAUCACUCUACCAAGUUCUUGGACUAGACAUAUUUUUGUUUUUAUUAACCAUCGCUCUUCUUCCCAUAAUUUUGCUGUCAUUGCUGAGGAGAGUAAAGAUACCUAAAACGAAAAAGGACUGACACGUUUUGGGAAUUCAAACGGAAAAUAAUUAAGACGACUGUUAACAUAGUUGUUUUGUGAGAUAGUGUUUUUAUAUCUGAAGCAUGGAAAUAAACAAG
Molecule: messenger RNA, 1895 nt
Organism: Nezara viridula (southern green stink bug)
Lineage: Eukaryota; Metazoa; Arthropoda; Insecta; Hemiptera; Pentatomidae
Source: the annotation of a GenBank genome assembly